GGAGAUCACUUCCUUGGAAUGACGGAUUUCCAUAAAAUGGCAGACGUGGGGUUUACGUCGAAUUCGACAUUUCUUGAAGUUGAAAGUUUAACGGAUAAUGAUGAAAUGAUUAUCACUUUAAAAAAAAUAAUUAACGACGAGGUCUAUAUUGAUGAUGAAUUAAAGGAACUUUUGGAGCAUCAAGGUUUAUUAGAGCAUAAGAUGUCAUCCUUGCAUAAAAUGAUACCAAGUCUUCAGAUGCUUGAAGCUGAUUCAAAACAGCUUUGUGGUAUGAUAUCUUUCACAUCUACUCUAGCUGAAAAUGUUAGCAGCAAAGUUAGAAAACUUGAUCUAGCAAAGAGUCGUGUUGUGGAUUGUAUGCAACGUGUAGAGGAUAUAUUAGAUCUCAAAUUUUGUACUGAUGGAGUCCAAACAGCUUUACAGAAUGAAGAUUAUGAAAAAGCUGCUGGUCACAUUCAUAGAUUUAGAAGUUUAGAUGAAACUGUUAUUAGGAUGAGCACAGAAACUACUGAAGGUGGAACUCUUGAUUCAUCAUUUAAAAUGAUUUAUGAAGCAGAGGAAAGGUUAAAAUCUAUUGUCCAAAAUAAAUUUGAUACUGCAGUCCACCAGGGAGAUGUUGCAUCUGUUGAAAGAUUCUUUAAGAUAUAUCCUCUUUUAGGAAUGUUAUCAGAAGGUCUUUCAAAGUUUGGGAAGUAUUUAGCAGCACAGGUUUCAGAUAAAGCAGAUGGUAAUCUUAAAAUUGCAUUACACCCAGAUUCUACUGAUAAAAGAGCGCAUGUUAUUUUUGCUGACACUUUAACAAUGUUGUUUGAAAGCAUAGCAAGAGCAGUAGAAAUACAUCAGCCUUUAGUAGAAACAUAUUAUGGACCUGGUAAACUUUUCCUGUUACUGACAACCUUACAAAAAGAAUGUGAUAGACAGUCGAGAAAGAUUUUUGAACAUUUUAAAACACAAAGAGAUUAUCAAGCAAAGAUAAGAAAAGUUCAACAAUGCUUAUGUGCUGUGAAAACAUUUACAGAAAAGUUGGAUCCUAAAGAAUUAGAUAUUCUUUUAUCUGAAAUGGUCCUGCUCAGCUCAAGAUCAGAACUUUACCUUAGAUUUAUGCGUCGUAGGACAGUGGGUGACAUUGAAGCUACACAUUCAGAAGCAAUCACUCAGAAAG
Physella acuta is the source of this 1162-nucleotide messenger RNA. RefSeq names its product conserved oligomeric Golgi complex subunit 4. The record is from RefSeq and is a predicted model, not a curated record. NCBI's taxonomy places the organism in Eukaryota, Metazoa, Mollusca, Gastropoda, Physidae. Gene Ontology annotation, cellular component: COG complex. Gene Ontology annotation, biological process: retrograde vesicle-mediated transport, Golgi to endoplasmic reticulum; Golgi organization.